AUGCAAACUGGAGAUCAAGAUCUACAGAGAUUCUUAUGGCCUGACAUGGACACUAGUAAAAAACCUGAUGUUUACAGGCUGAAAACAGUAACAUUUGGUCUGAAAUCAUCUCCAUUUUCGAGUAUCAAAACUGUAGUGGACCAUGCACUCACACAGACAAAGGAAUACCCAAAGGCUACUGAGGAAAUAACAGAAAAUAUUUUCGUGGAUGAUGUACUAUCUGGAGAAGACAAUACCACAGCAGCAGCAAGCUUAGCAGUAGACAUGAAAACAGUCUUGAAAUCUGGAGGAUUCCCACUCAGGAAAUUUGUGUCCAACAAACCAGAAGCUUUGGCUGGAUUAGAGGAGUCAGAUCUUGCCUGUGGUAUAGUAGUCGUCACUGAGGAACAAUUUACUACAAAAACGUUGGGGAUCAAGUACAUUCCUAAAGAGGACGUACUAAUGUUUUCCUUUUGCGAGAGGAUGGAAAAUGUACCCUGUGAAACUCGUAGGACUGUUUUACAACAACUUCAUCGAAUUUACGACCCGAUGGGUUUGUUAGCACCGUUCACUUUGGUAGCCAAGCGGCUAUUCCAACAGUCCUGGAUGGAUCGUACUGACUGGGAUGAGAAGUUAUCUGAUGAACUUCAUCAGAACUGGGUACGUUGGAAGGAGCAAGUUUCUGAUCUGGAUCAGAUAAAGGUCCAGCGAUGUAUAGUUCCUGAGAGCUUCACUCAACCUAGAUUCACACUGCAUGGUUUCGGUGAUGCGUGUGUAGCAGCAUAUGGAGGAGUAGUUUACGUCAGGGUUGGGGACUUGCCAACAGGGAGAGUGCACACAGCUGUACUGUGCUCUAAAACUAGAGUGUCACCACUUGGAAAGAAGAGAAGCUUACCAGAGCUAGAGCUCAUGGCUGCGCUAAUCACAGCACGCUUGGUAAACUACGUUCAACGUGAAAUCAAGUUGGAAAUAGAGGAUGUACACUGCUGGACUGACUCACAAGUAGUACUUGCCUGGAUUAGCAAACCUGCCUACACUUGGCAGACGUUCGUUGCCAAUCGCGUGAGUGAGAUACAGAAUCUAGUACCACCUAGGAAGUGGAGUCAUUUGCCAGGGAAAAUUAACCCCGCUGAUCUAUGCUCGAGAGGAUGUUCUGCUGAAAGCUUAGUUAACUCGCAACUCUGGUUGGAAGGGCCAGACUUCCUAAGAAAAGAAGAAGAAAGUUGGCCAAAACAGCGAAUUGACACAGCUGAACUGGAAUUGGCUGAACAGAAGAAAAAACCCAAGACUUUCUCAGCACUGCAAGUCAAAGAGAAAACAACUGACCAAACCAAAAGUGAGCAGCUGAAACUAGUGGAGAAAUAUGAGAGUUACCACAAGUUUCUGAGAGUGAUGAAUAGAGUCCGAAGCUUAAAGUACCGAGUGAGGACAGGAGAUGGGCAACAUGUUCGAGAAGAAAAUGCAAUCUUGACUCUCACUGAUCAAAGAGAAGAGGAGUUGUAUUGGUUACGUUGGGCUCAAGAACAAGCAUUUUCAGUGGAAAUUCAUGCAGUACAGAAUAAUCUUUCGAUUCCUGCAAAUAGCCGCUUGAAACAGCUUGAUCCGAUAUGGGAUGAGAAACUGAAGUUACUCCGUGUUGGGGGGAGACUACACAAAGCACUACUGCCAGAUUAG
This is a messenger RNA of Lineus longissimus, 1653 nucleotides long. RefSeq lists its product as uncharacterized. The coding region runs from base 1 to 1653 and encodes 550 amino acids. The record is from RefSeq and is a predicted model, not a curated record. The transcript has a single exon. Lineage: Eukaryota; Metazoa; Nemertea; Pilidiophora; Heteronemertea; Lineidae.